Molecule: messenger RNA, 2164 nt
Organism: Copidosoma floridanum
Lineage: Eukaryota; Metazoa; Arthropoda; Insecta; Hymenoptera; Encyrtidae
Gene: Mppe
Product: Metallophosphoesterase
Biological process (GO): GPI anchor biosynthetic process
Cellular component (GO): endoplasmic reticulum
Molecular function (GO): hydrolase activity
Source: RefSeq, a predicted model, not a curated record
UUAGCGUGGGUGUAUGUGAUGGCCAAGAGAUGAAACAAGAGCUCCAUCGUGGCUGCUCGCUCUUGUACUUAAUUAUAAUAUAAUUAUCCCUCUUAUGUUCGCGUGUGCAGCUACAUGUAGGUAUAUCUGGGUGUGAAAGAAUGUGAUACUCAUAUACGUAAGUUGAGUGAAAGAAUAUAGAGAAGAAGACGCGGAGAUUAUGCAAAGGACCGCCGCGACGAAAAGAAGAAGAAAGAAGACGAGUUCCUGCAGGGACCAAGGGAAUAAUCACUUCGCGGGCAGAGAUGAUCAGGCGAAACAGAACGAGGCAUAAAGCUACGUUCAUCGGUCUCAUGUUGGCCAUCACUGUUGUGUACAAUGAGUUUCUCGCCUACGAGAUUCAAGCUUUCAAAUGGACCACGAAAAAGUGCCACCAGUGCGUCACGGUCCUCCUCGUGGCCGAUCCGCAGAUUCUUGGCUAUCAGAACGAGAACUACAGGGGCUCCUCCUGGGCUCUGUGGGACAGUGACAGGUAUCUCCAAAAGACUUUUUCGAGAGCCGUAGCUCGUACCCAACCAGAUGUCAUUGCGUUUCUCGGGGACCUGAUGGACGAAGGGCACAUCGCCUCUGCCGAGGACUUUGAAAAGUACAAGAGAAGGUUUGCCAGGAUCUUCGACACACCGGACCACGUUAUGAAAAUUUAUCUGCCCGGAGACAAUGAUAUCGGAGGAGAAGAGGACCUGGUGUCAAACUACAUCCACGGAAGAUUCAACUUUGCCUACACCCAGUCGGAUACGCUGGUUUACAAUUCGGCAACGUUUUUCAAGGUCAAUAGGUUGACGCAGACUAUUCCCAGUGCACCGAAAGACGCGUUUCUCAACGACUACACCGAAAGGAACACCACGAACGUCGUGCUCAGCCACAUGCCGUUGCUCUUCACUCCGGGAACAUUCGUGCAAAACGUGCUCAAGGAACUGUCUCCGCAGAUUAUUUUCACUGCCCACGACCAUAAGGCCAUGCACAUGAGCUUGGACACGGCGACCGACCAGCUGAGCGAAGUAUGGGUGCUUUCUCCCCACAAGACCCAAAUGUACCAGUUGAGGCUCGACAUGGGUGAUAUACACGAAUUACAAAUACCGACGUGCUCUUACAGAAUGGGAACUCCCAACAUGGGCUUCGGAUUAGCGUACAUAGAUACGCAAGAGAAAACCCUCGAUUUCACGGUACUCUGGUCACCAGAUAGGUUCUAUCAACUCUGGAUUUACAUUUACGUUAUAGGCGUCGUGGCGCUUAUCACGACUCUCUUUCUUAUUUGUUGUCUCUGCAGUACGUGCACGAGCAACCAUCAUGUGGCAUACAGUCGUGUACCCAUUUGAUUAUUUUUCUUGUACAAUUAAUAAUUCGAGAGAGUUUAGACUUGACCCCUCCCCCUGCCUACCCCCUUAAAAAAUCUCAUGUAGAUGUGUAAAAACUUGCCAACUUACUGUUAAACAAAGGAAUAUGUAUAUGUAUACUUGGACGCGUUUUGUAGGUACUUAUAGUUUUAGUACUUUUAGCCAGUUACCAUGUUGAUUUACUUCGAUUUAUUUAUUUUAUUUAUUCAUUUACGUAGAUCUCCGUCCAUCUUGGAUACUAUUUAUUUAUUAGAGAUUAUGUUAACUUUUACAAUUUAUCAGCUUUAUGAAUCCUUAAUACAAAGUUAAAUAUUUAAAAAAUCGUUAUUCAAAGAAACGUUUUUUAAUAUUUAUAUAUCAAAGACUUGAAAAGUUUGUUACUUAAUAUUUACAACCGAAACAAUUUUUACUUAAACAGUGAUAUUCAUUUUUUAAUAAUAUAUCCAUCAUAUCUUCCACAUACAAUGAAUGAAACGUGUAAGAAGCUUGAUUAUUUGCAACUCUUGUACAACACCAUGUACUUAUACUGACAACGUAUUUUACUGAUGUAAAGAGCGCAUUAUAAGUGCACAUACUCGUGUGCGCGCACACAGCAUAUCGGAUUUUUCAUUUUUGAGAAAAUGUUUGAUAUACUAGCAAUGAACAAAAUCAAAAUCACUUCCAACAUAAAAAUAAUAAUAAAAAGUCUAGGCCUACGAAAAUUUUUGUAUACUUAUAGUUUAACCAUGUUGCGAUAUAAAGUCUAUCGAAAUGUUCAAUUUACAAUAUGAAUGUAAUCAUAAUUUUGUAAU